AUGUUUCUGUCCUCAGACCCUGCAAUACCUAAGCCAGCUUCGAUCCACGCACCAAGUCAAGACCAAAGCGAAGGCGACAGCGAGGUGGUGGAGGGGCAUACCCCUUGGGCCGGACACGUGCAAUCAUACCCGCGCGCAGCCGCAAUGCCGUCGCACCGGCUGGAGGAACAUGAUCAGCAGGAGGGUAACAAAGCACAACAGCAAUAUAACGACUAUGACCAGCUGCCUUCGACUAAUAAGCGGCCGGAUAGUCAAGACGCUUUGCAAGCUUCUCUGGACUGUCGAUUGGGAGAAGGACAAGUGGUGUCUGCACAGACAACUAUGGAAAGUCGUUCAUUUUCAAAGUCGGUCUUAGGUUACCCGUUGGUAUCUUACACCCCAACAAUUCCAUACCAUACUCCGUCAGAUGCAAAAUACGAGAUAAAGUCACCGAUGUACUAUCCUCCGAAGCCGCCUACUCGCUCACCGAGCUCGCUCCUCAAUGAAGGACCGAGUCAGCCAGAGACAGUCACAUAUCAGUACAUCGGGCCAGACUUGUCACAAGAGUCAAAGGCCAACUAUCCUGUUAACAUUCCAACCUAUUUUCAAGAUUCAAACGCGUUGAAUCCAUCGUUUCGGUACAGCUUAACCAGCCAAAACCACAUCGACAGUGUAUCGUUUGACCGAAUGGCGCCCGUUCACACCACCCUUGAUGAUCAUUUGGACUCUCAUAGUAACAGUCCUCACCAGGGACCCUAUGGCGAUCCAAGGACUCCGAAAGAGGUUCAAAUGCCCGUGGACCUUGGCCAGCAGCAGACAUCGGCGGAGGAGGCAUGCUGGCAGCAACAUUCCCAAGCAGAAGCACAUCGACAGACAAGACCCUCUGACCUCGACUCGCUGUUUGACGGCUCGAGUGGAGUGGGAGAUGUGUUGGAUGUUUCAGAACAACCAGGAGGCGCCACCGGUGACUUAAAUGCCGUCCAGAAGGAUUUAUCUCCGUCCGGCGCAAGAGACAUUGACUCGCCGGAAUCGACGGACCUUUUAAAGAGCCAAGACGGUGCUGGCCUGGGCCUGGAUAGUCAGCAAAGGAAAGAUAAUCCGAUCUUGGGGCUUCCUGGAACGCCUGCUGGAGACGAUCUUGCCUCUCCACUGGCGUUGCAACGACAGAGAAGCUAUCUCGAUAGGGAAUCUCGCCUAAUGCAAUCUGCCGCAGACAGAUUCAGAAAUAUCUUGGCUGCAAAUGGCAUAAAGUGUGAUCUUGUGCCGGAUAAUCUCGCAAGAGUCCUCGAGUCUGCGGCAGCGGAGAAGCUUACAGAAGGGAUACAUCCACAAAGCCAUCAAGAGGUAGAUGAGACGAUUGAGCAUAAAGCCCCUGGAAAUUGCGGAUGCUGUGAGCCAGAACAGAAUUGCCGGUGCGUUCCAUGUGCUUGUCAGGGCUGUGAUUGUGCCGAAGUACCUGACUACAACGCCUGUUGCUCCAAUAAGAGCAUCUCUCACUGUUCACACUUUCAACCGCAGCCUAUUGAGCGUUCCCCGUCAGGAGAUGAUACCUCUGUUGAUGACAGCCAAGUGGAUGGUGAAACCAUUCAAGAACCGCUGAGUAGCAGUGCUGCUUGGAAAGGUCAGUCACAGGGCGACAUGAGCGGAAUCUCAGAUAGGCCGAACGUCUGUCUACCUCCCAGUCGUCCGGACACACCACGUCCCCCUCUGGACCGAAGUACGUUGUUGUUUGCGCACGAGUUGGUAAAGGAUCAUGUUCGGCAGAGUGUGGAGCCAGAAUUCCCUGUACCCAACUGGAUACGAGAAUCAACUCCAGCUUACGAGGAUAGGUCCAACAAUCCCUCUCCUAUCUCGCGUGGGGACAGUGAUAUUCAGAUGCAAAAUGCGUCAGACUACGAAGUGUCUAGUCCUGGCCAGAAGGGAACACAUUUCUGUUUUCUAAAGUCACCUGAGCCGACUAGUGUACGAACCCAAUCACCUGCAAAACCAGCUCCUCCACCUAUUCCUGAUGACAUUGCGACCUUGAAGCAACCGAAACGCAGCGAUCGGAGGAAGUCUGCCGUACAGAGCGGUAAGGUCGAGAAAAGGUCUGCCACGGGCUCAAGAUCGAAGGGCGUCCCAAAGAGCAGAAAUGUGACUCGCAAGCCGACCACGUCGAUGGGUAAAUUGAUCGAACAACCCAAGAAAGGCUCUCCAGCCAACGAUCAGGACAGUCUCAAUCAAGAAGCUCAGAAUUCAAUGUCUGUCGGGACCGUGGCCGCCGCUGUGCAGAAGAUUGAAGAGGAACUCAAGAAACAAAAGGAUGGCACUCCAGUAAGGCGAAGCCAGCGGGCGAAUAAAGGGGUUAGAACUCUGCUGCCGUAG
Messenger RNA from Exophiala spinifera, 2343 nucleotides. RefSeq lists its product as uncharacterized. The transcript has a single exon. NCBI's taxonomy places the organism in Eukaryota, Fungi, Ascomycota, Eurotiomycetes, Chaetothyriales, Herpotrichiellaceae. The record is from RefSeq and is a predicted model, not a curated record. Bases 1 to 2343 code for a protein of 780 amino acids.